Molecule: messenger RNA, 2298 nt
Organism: Truncatella angustata
Lineage: Eukaryota; Fungi; Ascomycota; Sordariomycetes; Amphisphaeriales; Sporocadaceae
Product: phosphatidic acid phosphatase type 2/haloperoxidase
Exons: 4
Coding region: 382-2076 (564 amino acids)
Cellular component (GO): endoplasmic reticulum membrane
Molecular function (GO): sphingosine-1-phosphate phosphatase activity
Source: RefSeq, a predicted model, not a curated record
GGGGAAGGGUACAGCUCGGUACAGUCCAGUACGGUACAGAUGGAUUUAAUGCACCGAGGCUGCUUAACUAACCUAACCUUAGCCUACUUGUAUGGUCAAGUGAACUCAAGUCACUGUAUGCUCUCGUGGACGAUACCUUCAACACAAGCUUUCGCCAAAGUUUGAGCACGAAAGACGAGCAUUAGACACUACCCGUACCCAACAACUCCAUGUGCAGCUUCUUCGCACUUUCCACUAGACUACGGCAAUCAUCGCGCUGUUCGACGCACUGGCCGAGACGAAGAGAUCAUUCAUGCAUACCCGCACGAGGCGCACGACCACCCCAGAUCAGCAAGACACAACAACGGCGGGAGACACGCGCGGCACCUGCUACCACAUCCGAUGAAUCACUCGCAGGCCAAUGGCGCCGCGAGCGCUUCCUCUGAACUCCCAAAGCUCGUCACCUCUGCCGCAGCCAAAGCGGAAGAGAAGGAACCUGUUAUAGACGCUGGCUUGAGGAGCUUAGAUCAUUACAGAAGAGCGCUCCCGAAAUGGCGGUACGAUCUGCGACAGCAACUGCUGCCCCUCAUACGAUGGGAGACACCAUAUCUGGCAUGGCUGCAGGAAACACUGCGCACGCCGGCUUUGGAUAGCUACUUUGCCAUCACAGCGAACCUAGGCACGCACACCUUCUUCAUGAUAGGGCUACCAAUUCUGUUCUGGUGCGGAUACGCAUCGUUCGGCAAAGGGCUGGUCCAUAUUCUCGCCGCUGGUGUCUUCUUCACCGGCUUCAUCAAGGAUUUCUUUUCUCUGCCUAGACCGCUUUCUCCACCACUUCAUAGGAUUACCAUGUCUGGCUCGGCGGCUCUGGAAUAUGGCUUCCCGUCCACUCACUCUGCGAAUGCUGUAUCGGUUGCCGUUUAUGGCAUCCUCCUGCUUCAUUCGCCCGAAAACGCUUUUCAACCGAACACCAAAUUCGCCCUCGAGUUUCUCGCCUAUUUCUACACUGCGAGCAUCAUCUUCGGUCGGCUGUACUGUGGUAUGCACGGGUUCUUGGACGUCAUCAUCGGCUCCAUCAUGGGCGCAGUGAUAUCUCUUAUCGAGUUCUACUACGGUCCAGCCGUGGAGAUGUACUUACGUGACCAGGCAGUCUCCGGUGUUCUGAUCGUGACGCUGGUCAUUUUUGUGCUCGUCCGCGUCCAUCCUGAACCCGCGGACGACUGCCCCUGUUUCGACGACAGUGUUGCGUUCGCUGGCGUUGUCAUUGGCGUUGAGGUCGGUACAUGGCACUUUUCGAAUUCACUCUACGCCCUGAACCCGUUCGAUCUCGAGGCUCUUGGUUGGGUCAAAACCGUCGUGCGUAUCCUGUUUGGCGUAUUUUGUGUUAUAGCAUGGCGUGAGGCCGCCAAGCCUACCUUGCUCAAGGGGCUGCCUUAUCUCUUCCGUGUUAUAGAAAAGCUCGGCCUCGCGCUUCCGAGGCGCUUCUUCAUGCCUGCUUCAGAGUACAAGAACAUACCGCUCAGCUUGCGCGUUGACAACUUGGUGCCGAGCGUGAGCGAGAUCCCCAAGAUCGUCAACAAUAUCAGAAGAGGUGGCCGUGGCAGGUCUGUUAGCAUCGGGCCACAGAGUGCGGCUGACGCAUAUGAGACACUAGCCUACAGAGACAGGAGGCGGCGCGAGAGUAUCGGCAGCAAUGGAAGCAUACGGAGUAAGCCCAGCAUUGCGGAUCUCAAGGCGGGCUCCCCGCUGCCCGGAACAACAGAGGAAGAGCAACAGACCGGGCAUAGCAGCGCUGUCAGCGGUGCUGGCAGGCUGGGCGAUUAUGAGCGUAUGAUGGGUGAGGGCACUGUGUUGGUGUCGCCCAGCGAAGACAAGGAUGACCAAGACCCGAUGUUGUUCGUUGGUCAGCAAGACGAGCUGGGCGAGAAGGAAGUCUUUGCUAAGCUGGUCAAACCCAGGGUCAGGUACGAUGUCGAAGUUGUCACAAAACUAGUCGUGUAUGGUGGUAUCGGACUUGUCGCCGUCGAUAUUGUACCCAUCAUUUUUCACUUCGUCGGCCUAGGGGUGCCGGUCAUCCUAAAUUAUCACCACAGCUGAUGUUGGUCACGCUGAUAUGAGAAAGCUGGGACCUAAAUACACUAUAUAAUGGAACGACGUUUGCAUGACUGAUAUGGAAUCUUUUUUUUUUCUUUUUUGUAUAUAUUUGGCUUGGCCUCGCAAUGGCCUGAAUAUAUAUCGACUCUGUAUUGAUUGGAGUGAAUAUAGAGUCCCAAAGCCCCUCGCAUCGUUGUUACUUGUCAUCUACGAGCUUAUAUUCUU